CCUUACUGACGUAAUGCGGCGGGCCAGUGCUGAAGGGGUUCUCAAAGCCCUCAUCUUGUAUGCUGGCGAUCUUUCCACCCGAGAGGCGGCCGUUCUGCACGUCUUCUAUCAGGUUCUCGACCAGCAUCUGCUGUUCGAGAGUCAUCUUCUUCAGCUCGUGGUGCACUACGCGCGUGUUGACAUUCUUCUCCCUGCCAGCGCAGAGGAAAUCGUUCCCGUUGUCUAUAGCUUAGCAUCAUGACUAUGCUUCCGGUGAAGCUGCCAAUGGUGCCGUGGAAUAUGGAGCGCUGCUAUUAGACGCGUUGCUAAUCGCAAUAAAAAGUGAUAAUGCCUGUAACCUUUAUACCUGGGAUUACUGCAGUUCCAUCAUACAAAAUGCGGCUCACUUACCAGUAGUCCACGGCGUCCAUGCCAAUAAGAGCGGAUUUGCCGAUGAGCUGUCUGAUCACCUCGUUGCUGACUGCCAUCAGCCAACCGGCCAUGCCGUCUCUGAGCAGACGCUGCAGACCUGGUGGCCAACGGAGAAACUAAGUCGCCACGGCCACCAGAGUGGACGGGGCGAUGAGGAGAGCACUCUACACGUGGCCACGGCAAAUGCAAUGAGCAUGGAGGAGUGCCGGCCCCGCCAGGUCAUCAUAGCAUUGUCCACGCCAAUGCCACCAGCGCAGGGACAGCGCCGGGACAACCCAAGGUUACCGCGGCGCGUCACAUACCGAGAGGAACAUUCGCCUCACCUCCCAGUCACGUGACCGCCCAGUCCCGCUCCGGCCUUGCCCGCCCUCUGUCGCCGGAGAAAAGCGGCGAACUGCGGAGCGGUGGCAGCAGUGUUGGAGCAGCCGCCGAGUCGUGGGACCACUGACAGCAGCAUGGACGACGGGUCGGAAAAGAUGUGGGGCUCACGUCCAUUUUGGGGCGUUGGGUCCGAGUUUGACCCUUCAUGGACGCUAACCGACCGGCAGAAGAAGCUCCAGGCGGACCUCAUCGAGCUCUGUCGUAAGAAAAUACGACCUCACGCGAUCCACUGCGACAAGACCUAUGAGUACCCGCGGGAGUCGCUGAACGCCUUGGCCGACAUGGGUCUGCUGGGUGCGAUCGUCCCGAAAGAGCUGGGCGGACUUGGGGAGAAUCACGUGUGCACCGCCAUGGUGGUCGAGACCCUGGCCCGCUACGGCUGCCCCAGCACCGCCAUGGUCUACACUAUGCACGUGGCUGCCGUGUCGACCCUGCUCUUCCGCUACCACAACAAUCCAACGAUCCAGGACGUGCUGCACCGCCUGGACAAGGACAGGCUGGUGGGGACGUUGUCCUUCAGUGACCCGGCUACCGGCGGCCACUUCUGGUUCCCGCUGUCGUCUAAGUGUCGUCAGCUCGACGAGAACCAUGUGAAGCUGCUCAAGUACGGCUCGUGGGCCACCUCGGCCGGGUUUGCUGACUGGUACGCCAUCCAGACAGUCAGCCCCGGUGCCAAGCCUGGCAACUUCGCAGACCUCUCCUGCUUCCUGGUUAUGAAAGACGAGGUGCGAGCCAAUGCCAACGAAUGGCUUUCCCUGGGUUUGCACGGAAACCAGUCGGGACCGCUGAUUUGCGAGGGAGUCCUGCCUAACGACAGGAGAAUCGGACCCAUCGGUGAUGGCGCGCGAGCAAAUGAUGAGUGCGUGGAUCCGUUCUUCCUACUGCUCUCUUCGGCCUGCUGGAACGGUAUCUCUAUGGCUUGCAUCGACCUGGUAAAGAAGCACGUCACCAGGAAGACCCACGGCGACGUGGGCAUGCGCGUGUGCGACUACCCGACCAUCCAGGACUACUUCGGCGAAUGCGUAUGCGACACGAACGCGACGCGGCUGAUGAACGCGUCGCUCGCCAUGGGCAUGGACCAAGUGACUGACAACAACAGCUGGGAAAAGCACAGCGACAUCACGUACAUGCCGAGAACCAAGUUCCUGUCCUGGCUGUGGCAAAUGAAGUUCUCCGCGGCCAAGAACGUGAACGUGGUAACCGAUAAGAUGCUGCAUGCGGCAGGAGGCUCUGGGUACAAGGUGGACUUGGGUCUGGAGCGUCUGCUCAGAGACGGCAAGGCCGGGUGGGUGAUGGGACCCAGCAACGAGGUGCUCAGACAGUUCGUCGGCAAAGCCGUGCUUAUUGGUAUGGACGCCGUGGACUACUGGGAGCAGAAUAUCAACACGCGCGCAGUGCACCACGAACUCAAGAAGAUGUCCCCCGAGCAGAAGGAGGCCAUCGCCAAAGAGCUGAUGGAGGACGUGCAGAAUGGUCGCCUUUCGGCUGACAAGGUCGCCAGCAUCGACGAUGAGGACUUUGAGAACCCCUUCAGCACUGGGCCACCGCAUUACGUCAACAAGACGCUGACGCUGAAUGGCCGCGAGUGCACGCCCGGCCUGAGUCCGGACAGCUACACCAAGAUGACGCUCCAGAAGCGUUCACCCAUCGGCGACAACAUGGAGCAGUUUGACUUCGCGUACCCCAGCAAGGACAAGCACAGCGGCUGCCUGCCGGGGCAGUAUGUCAAGGUGCGGAUCCGACCCGCCGGCCACCCGGUGCAGGAGCGCUACUUCUCACCCGUGUCUCUACCCGACGAGCCCGACCGGCUGCAGCUCAUCCUCAAAUUCGAGACGGCUGGCAUUCUGUCGCACCAUUUCCAGCAGCUUAAGCCGGGAGAUUCGAUCGAGGUGAUGGGUCCGUGCGGCGGCUUCGAGUACCACGCCAACACCACGGACCACCUGACCCUGAUGGCCUCGGGCGCCGGGGUCACGCCCUGUCUGCAGCUGGUGCGCUCCAUCAUGGCGGACCCGCAGGACCGCACCCAGGUGCACCUGCUGUACUACUCCGAGACCAUCGACGACGUCCUGCUCAAGGACGAGCUGGACAAAUACCAGGGCACCGACCAGCGGCUGAAAGUCCUAUACAGCCUGGGCGAGGCACCGGAGAACUGGGACGGCGAGGAAGGCUUCAUCGAUACCGACAUGAUCCGACACACGGUGCCAACACCCAAUGGAGGCCGCUGCAAGAUGGUGCUGUGUGGCGGUCCGACCAUGAUCAUCUCCACUCUGAGCUCGCUGCGACAGCUGCACUACCCGGCCCGCGACAUCUUCGUCUACGGCCAGUUCGGCGCCGAGCACGUCCGCAUGGUCUUCGGCCGCAACGUUCAGCUGUCCGGCCACUCGUCCAGCUGCGCCGUCUGAGGUCACGCGUGUACCGUCGGAAGCCACGCGUGCACCACUGUCACACGUGCACUGUCUGAUUACGCGUGAACCGCCAUCACACAUGGACUUUCUGAGGUCACGUGUGUACCGCCCGAGGUCAAACUGAUAGCCCUUGUGGCCGUCUGUACCGCCUGAGGACAUCUAUGCCGGCUGAGGCCAUCUAUACCGACCGUCUGUAGUCAUCUGUAUCGUCUGAGGGUACACGAUACCGUCAAAGGGCACUGGUAAACCGUCACUGGUCACCGGUCACCGGUCACUGCUCACUGGUCACUGGUCACUGGACACUGGUGACCCAUGGACGGAGGGUUCGUCUCUACCGUUUCCCGUGUAUUGUCUGAUGCACGUCUAGCCCUGUGUGCCGAAGACGGCUCAAUUUGCCACGAAAUUUGUAUUAUCCCUGUGGUUAAAGUUUGUCGGAGUACCUAUGUCCCGAUUAAAAGUACAUGUUUCACCAUAGGUAACCCGAUACAAGCACUGUACGGUCCAAGGGUCUGCGGAGAGCAUAAACCCACCCGGAUGUACUAGACACCAGCCCGGCGCAUGUGCAGUGCUAACAAUGGUCGUGUCGCCUAUGUAGCAAAAGGGCCUUGGUGAGCAUGUUCGGUAAUGUGUACUGGAUGUUUAACCUCCCGGCUUGUACAGUAACACAGUAUGGUGUGACGGUAUGUUUUGCUUUCCCAGAGUUUGCCUCCCGACCUCGCCUUUAAGCACCUUGAUGCGCUGGUCUCACCAAGACGUGGACCAGCUUUUACAUAUGCAUGCAUGUUGCAUCGCUGUGGGAUGAUAAAAGGUCAUUACACCAGCGCAUGUGUGGUUUGCUUGCUUACUUCUAUCUGUGUAAAUUAUACACCCGGCACAUCGCGAUACAUGGCAAGUUACAUGAACAUAUUUAAACAGUUACAUAAACAUUUUUUUCCAAAACCCUCCAAAAGCCAACAUGAUCUUAGAAAAGGGUCAUUGUGAAUUCCCCCGUGGGGAAGAAAUAAGAGCCAUUUAUUUGCCUUUCGUUGAAUUUGCGUGAUGCAUCUUGUUUGUUUAUGCUUUCCCCUAAAAUGAGUGCGUCAAGCCUUCGUAGCUUUUAUUACAGACGGAUUUUGACGAAUUUGUAUGCUGCAAACAUAACAGAACACCGGAAAAGCGUGGCAAAUGAAACUUUUACUUUCGUAAUGGGGAACAAGGAGUCUACCGCGAUUUCUUUCGCCAGGGCGGCUGACAAACGGAAGUUCUGAGCUUUGAGAAGGAUUUCAAGAAAUUGGUAUUGUGCAUAAAACCAGACACGUCUAAUCUAAUAAUAUGCGAAAGGUACAAAAAAGGUGCCCGUCUGCCUUUACGUCGCGACCAUUCUUGAUAAUGCAGGACCUAACCAGGUUCGCCCACAUGGGCGUUGCGUAAAUGGAAACGGGGUACUUGUGCGAUUAGGGAAGGCACGAAGCGGUGUUUUUUUUGCGUGAGCGGCGCGUUUGAAUAAUGAUACUCUGGCAAGCCACAGGCGUAGAAUGCGGCCUCUCAAUAUCAAGAGAACAGGAGGUACUGACAAGCAGAGACAUCGGUUAGCAGAACAUGACCCAAAACUCGGUGUUGUAGUGGCUUGACUUCCCAAAACCCAAAUUUUGGCACGAUGUCAAGCAACAGUAUUCCAUCCCAACCGUGUGUCCUACUGGAUAGGAUUAGUUCGGCAAAAUGGUGGGGUCAAUGGUGAGUAGGUGUUAACGGAUGUGGAAGAAUAACUGCAUCGUGAAUGGUGGAAAGAAUGCAAAAAAAAUAUGGAACAAUGAUGCGCUUAGUCCGUAGAGACCAGCAGAAGGAAGAACAACCCAGCAUAGGGGAGAGCUGGACGAAUAAUAAAAGUUAAAUCAUAGUUACA
Pollicipes pollicipes is the source of this 5079-nucleotide messenger RNA. RefSeq lists its product as uncharacterized. Gene Ontology annotation, molecular function: oxidoreductase activity, acting on the CH-CH group of donors; flavin adenine dinucleotide binding. The transcript is spliced from 17 exons. The coding region runs from base 867 to 3194 and encodes 775 amino acids. The record is from RefSeq and is a predicted model, not a curated record. NCBI's taxonomy places the organism in Eukaryota, Metazoa, Arthropoda, Thecostraca, Pollicipedomorpha, Pollicipedidae.